This is a messenger RNA of Girardinichthys multiradiatus, 4713 nucleotides long. RefSeq names its product myelin transcription factor 1a (gene myt1a). Gene Ontology annotation, molecular function: RNA polymerase II cis-regulatory region sequence-specific DNA binding; zinc ion binding; DNA-binding transcription factor activity, RNA polymerase II-specific. The transcript is spliced from 23 exons. The coding region runs from base 330 to 3833 and encodes 1167 amino acids. Lineage: Eukaryota; Metazoa; Chordata; Actinopteri; Cyprinodontiformes; Goodeidae. The record is from RefSeq and is a predicted model, not a curated record. Gene Ontology annotation, cellular component: nucleus. Gene Ontology annotation, biological process: regulation of transcription by RNA polymerase II.
AAUGGAUGGCUCUUUAAAUAUUGACAUGUCGUCACAGAUUGGUCAUUGGAAGUAUACCCCGGCAGGCAUGUAGCUUUCCUGCGCACCUGCAGGGGACAGUGCCGUCGGGUCUCUGUCCGUGGUGCUGAAUAGCAUUUUCGACUUUGUCCGGGUGCAGCAAGGCUCAGCGGUCCUGGGGCUCGUCCGUGGACUCUGCCAGUUAAAUUGAGUUUUGUGUUCUGGUUCUCUGCUGCCGUUGUGUAGGACAACGUUACAGAAAGACCGCCCGCCUGCCUUGAUAUGUCAAGGCGGAGGGGGAGGGGAGGACUGCAUUGAGAGUAAGGCAAAAAAUGAUUACAAAGAUAGAUGACAAGAAAUCUCAUCCAUUAAAAGUCUGUGAAAAGAUGAGUCAAGAAACAGAGACAAGAACACGAGCUCGUUCUAAAGCCAUCCAGGUAGAACAAGUUGGACAAGCAAUGAAGCUGGAAAUAAGCAGCUGUCCCACUCCUGGAUGUGAUGGCAAAGGUCAUGUCAGUGGGAGAUAUUCAAGACAUAGAAGUGCCCUGGGCUGCCCAAUUGUAAAGAAAAGAAAGCUUCAGGAGGCUGAGGCUGAGGAGAACCCAUUGUCUCCCAGGAAGAGGAUGCAACCUAAUAAACAGGCAGAUGAAGACAGUGUAAUGGCAGAAGAGGAGGAACAGAAAGUGGAUGAUAGAGAGGAAAAAGAUGUCAUCAAAGACAAAAACAAAAAACUGGCAAAAAGUGGGAUAGAAAAGGCAGAAAGCUCCCUGGUGGCCACAGAUUUCUCAAAAAAACCUUGCCUUCUACAUUGCACUGACAACAGCAGAAGCAUCAUCUCAGAGACUGAAGACAAAGUGGAGACAGAAAACUUUAGCGAGGAGUUAACUUGUGUAAUAGUCACAGAAGAUGGGGAUGUUCAUUCAGCAACUACGUACCUACCACCAGAGCUCCCAGAGGAAGACACGGUUGUCUCUCACAACGAAGAGACAGAAGGUGAUGAAGAAGAUGAAGCAGAAAAAUCAAACCUAGAAGAGGAGCAACAGGAAAUACAGGAGAAUGUUGUAGAAGAGAGAGAGAUAAGAAGACAGAUGAUGAGGCAGGAAAAUUCUGAUCACCAGUACUCAAGUGGAGAUUACAAAAAUCAGCCAGUAGAGGAGGAGGAACCAGAGGAAGAAAUCAACGGAACAGUGAGAGAGGUUGAGACAGUUUUUGGUCAGGGAUCUGAAGCCACCGUGUCACUCAGGGAACAAAAGGUCAACAUCCUCAGGACUGAGGAGAAGGUAGAAGAAGCAUCAGAGAAUAAGGCCCAAAGCUACAAAGCUGUUGAGGUAGUGCACAAAGAAGAAGAAGAAAAAGAAGAAGAGGAUGAAGAGGAUGUAAAUUCAAGCAAAGGCUCUCCAAGCACAGUGAUCAUUGAAGUCCGCUCAGAGGAGGAGGAGGAGGAGGAAGAUGAUGAGGAAGAAGGGGAUGAGGAAGAUGAUGAGGAACUGGCGGGGGAAGAGGAGGAAGAUAGAGGAGAGGAGUUGGAGCGUAUCUCUGAGGGUUCGGGAGUCACAGAUGACUCUGAAAAUUGGGACAUGACUCGAGGAAAUCUGAUACUUCUGGAGCAGGCCAUUGCUUUGAAGGCAGAGGAGGUCCAGGGAGAACAGGAGAGCAGUAGUUCUCUUGACUACCAACCAUGCAACACAUCCAUGACAAACUCUGAGGGUGCAGCUGUAGUCAGCCGCUCCACUCACUGCAGCAAAGAAAAAAAGGAAGUAAAGUGUCCAACUCCAGGGUGUGAUGGGACAGGUCACAUUACUGGCUUAUACCCUCACCACCGCAGUCUGUCCGGAUGUCCUCACAAAGACAGAAUACCACCAGAGAUUUUGGCCAUGCAUGAAAAUGUCUUGAAGUGUCCCACUCCUGGCUGCACCGGCCAAGGUCAUGUGAACAGUAACCGCAACACACACCGCAGCUUGUCCGGCUGCCCUAUAGCAGCAGCAGCUAAGCUAAGCAAGACCCAGGACAAACAGAUUAAUCUACAAGCUUCAGCCAGUGAACCAACUUCCAACUCUGACAGAGUGCUAAGACCAAUGUGUUUUGUGAAACAGCUGGAGAUCCCUCAGUAUGGCAGCUACCGGCCCAACACAGUGACCACCACACCUCGAGCUAACCUUGCCAAGGAGUUAGAGAAAUACUCCAAGGUUUCUUUUGACUAUGCAAGCUUUGAUGUCCAGGUGUUUGGAAAGCGUAUGAUUAUUCCAAAGACACCUGCCAUCACUGACACAUCCCCCAAAGCUUUCAAAUCUAAACCAUUCCCCAAGGCAUCCUCCCCAAGCCAUAGUACAUCAGGAAGUUUUGCGAAGAACACCCCAUCCUCUAGUGGUUAUGACUAUAGCCAGGAUGCAGAGGCAGCCCACAUGGCAGCAACAGCAAUCCUGAACCUGUCCACCCGCUGCUGGGAGAGACCAGAAACCUGCAGCACUAAACCCAUGGAGCCUUGUACCAGGGAGGUGGCAAUUGAGGUGGAUGAGAAUGGCACCUUAGACCUCAGCAUGAAAAAGAACAAGAGAGAGGACACAUUGUCUCCAGAACCUUCAUGUUCUCUGCCUUCCUCCUCUCAACUUGUGGGUGCCCUGUCUCAGGACCACUCUCAGUCAGAUUGGGAUGGUCCACUAGAUUACACCAAACCGAGUGAAGUGAAGGAGGAAGACCAUGAAGAGGUUAAAUACGCAGCUUCUUCAUAUACAUCUUCUGAAGAUGAGGAAGAGAACCAAGAAAACCCAGGAGACCGGAGUUACCCUGGUGAAGUCACUACUGGCAGCUUUAAGGUCAAGUUUCAGCCCAAAGACAACAAAAAAGAAGUUAUUGUAUGUCCAACACCAGGCUGUGAUGGCAGUGGGCACAUUACUGGCAAUUACGCAUCACAUCGAAGUCUGUCAGGCUGUCCUCUUGCUGAUAAAUCACUUCGGACCCUCAUGGCUGCCAACACAGCUGAACUGAAGUGUCCUACUCAAGGCUGUGAUGGAUCGGGUCACAUCACUGGAAACUAUGCUUCACACAGAAGUUUGUCUGGAUGCCCGCGGGCCAAGAAAGGAGGUGUCAAAUCAGCACCUUCAAAGGAUGACAAGGAAGAGUCUGAGCUCCUGAGGUGUCCAGUUCCUGGCUGUGACAGUCUUGGCCACAUCAGUGGGAAGUAUGCUACCCACCGCAGUGCCUACGGCUGCCCACUUGCAGCAAAGCGCCAGAGGGAAGGUCUUCUUAAUGGCACUCCUUUCUCCUGGAAGACCUUUAAAACCGAAGGGCCAACCUGCCCAACACCAGGAUGUGAUGGUUCUGGUCAUGCAAAUGGCAGUUUCUUGACACACCGGAGUCUGUCAGGAUGUCCGAGAGCUCCAGCCAACAAGAAGAAAGCCAAGCUUCCUGGAGACGAAUAUAUUACAGCUAAGUUCAGAGCAAGUGAUGUUCUGGAUAAUGAUGAAGAUAUUAAGCAGCUGAACAAGGACAUCAGUGAGCUGAAUGAGUCCAACACUGACAUGGAGGCAGAUAUGAUGAAUUUGCAAACUCAGAUUUCUUCAAUGGAGAAGAACCUAAAGACCAUGGAAGAAGAAAAUAAACAGAUUGAGGAGAGAAAUGAAGCCUUGUUCUUGGAGCUAUCUAGUUUGAGUCAAGUUUUAAUUCGCAGCCUAGCCAACAUCCAUCUGCCUACCAUGGAACCUGUGACAGAGCAGAACUUCAAUAAUUAUGUGGAAACUCUGAUGUACUUGUUUACCAAUAAAGACUGCUACCAAAAUCCUGAUACCCGUGCUCUACUGGAGUCCAUUAGUCAAGCUGUAAAAGGCAUUGAGGUUUGAUGGAAGAUGACAACGAAAGAAGCAGCAGCCGCAUUUCCUCUAUGUCCUUUACAUAUUGUAUGGGAUCAUUGUUUCUGUUCAUUUAUUUAUUAGCAGUAAUCUCCAUUAGUUUUUUUAGCAUGUUGUUGGAUAACAUAUGAGCCAGAACAGAUGUCUGCAUGUCAAGUGUGGUAGCACACUGGCAUCCAAAGGUUACUUUAAGUCAGAUAUUACCAGGAAAUUAGUGCAGAACAAAUUAAAAAUUGCAGAAAACAUCUUGAGUUUAAGUGACUUUUUAUUAUAAACAUAUCCCAAUAAAUCUGAUAGUAGAUUAUCAUAGUGUUCUUGUACCUCGGAUACCUAGUUUGUAGGUUUAUUUUACUAUUGUUGUGUAACUAUGUGUCCAGUGCAAUUUUUAGUUGAAUAACUAACUCAUAUCUGCUGCAUUUUUUGCUAUUUAUUAUCUGUUUUGUAAGUUAUUUCUAAACCCAAAUUAAAAAGAUUAAACACAAUAAUAAAGAUAAAGGGGUUAUUUCCUUCACUGCUGAACAGAGGAAAUAUGUUAAGAUAUCAACUAUGAAUUAUUUUCUAUACCUUAUUGUUUACUGUAUGUACUAGGAUCUUUUUAUGUGCAAAGGUUUUGUAACUAAAGGUUUUUAAAUAAUUUUGUAAAGAUUUUUGUGUUUCUGUUUAUAUACUUUUAUUUGUUUCGCCCAAAACUAUUUUCAAUAUACUACUACACAGUAUAGGAAAGGAGGCUGAGCUGUGCAUAUUUGGUAUUUAUUUGAUGAUUAAAACAAAGUGAUGGUGAAUAUUUAUUUUUUAUUGUCUAUGUGCUAAUGAUGGUUGUAAAUGGAUCAGUCUUUAUGUUUAUCUUGAAAUAAAAGUGAAGCUACCCUAA